AUUUAUCAGUCGUCACUCUACUACCGGCAUCCAGACGUGGGACAGUGCGUUGUGCGUGUGUGAGACAUUCCUGUAGCGUCUUGACGUUUCUUCAAUUGUUUCGUCCAACGUUGCCCAACAAUGUUUGGUCUGGAUAACAGAUUUUUAUUAUUCCUUGGAUUAGUCCUGCUUUGUGGUGUGGGCUCCACCAAAGCAGAAGAUGAAGUGGAAGACCUAGGAACUGUUGACAACAACAUUGGCAGCAGCAAGGAGGGCAGUAAGACUGAUGAUGAAGUGGUUGCCAGAGAAGAAGAAGCUAUCAAGUUGGAUGGACUUAAUGUUGCCCAGAUCAAAGAGCUGCGAGACAAAGCAGAGAAGCAUGAAUUCCAGGCAGAAGUUAACCGCAUGAUGAAACUCAUCAUCAACUCGUUGUACAGAAACAAGGAGAUUUUCUUGCGAGAGCUCAUCAGUAAUGCCUCGGAUGCUCUGGACAAGAUUCGCUUGUUAUCGCUAACUGACAAGGAACAGCUUGCUGCCACUGAUGAACUAUCUAUUAGAAUCAAACUUGACAAAGAGAACCACAUCCUGCACAUCACCGAUACCGGUAUUGGCAUGACCAAGAAAGAUCUUGUGAACAACUUGGGAACCAUUGCUAAGUCGGGAACCUCGGAGUUUUUCACCAAGUUGCAGGAAAGUGACAACAGCCAGUCGGCCAGCGACCUCAUUGGUCAAUUUGGUGUUGGAUUCUAUUCAGCCUUCCUCGUUGCUGACCGCGUCGUGGUCACGUCUAAGCACAAUGACGACACCCAGCAUAUCUGGGAGAGCAACUCGAACGAGUUCAGUGUCGUCGAAGACCCACGGGGAGACACGCUCAAGCGAGGCACGACCAUCUCGCUCACUCUGAAGGAAGAAGCCUACGACUUCGUUGAGAUCGACACAGUGAAGACGUUGGUCAAGAAAUACUCUCAGUUCAUCAACUUUCCCAUCUACUUGUGGGAGAGCGUCUCCCAGGAGGUCGAGGAGCCCAUUGAGGACGAGGAAGAACCUGAGAAAGCCGAUGAGGACAAAGCUGAAGAAGACAAGGUUGAAGAUGAUGAAGAAGGCAAAGUAGAAGAAGAAGAUGAGAAACCCAAGACCAGGAAAAUCACCAAGACCAUCUGGGACUGGGUGCUUGUCAACGAUGCCAAACCCAUCUGGAUGAGGAAGCCAUCUGAGAUCCAAGCUGAAGAAUAUCAAGAAUUCUACAAGAGUAUGAGCAAGGACAGCCAAGAUAGCUUGGCAUUCACUCACUUCGUAGCUGAGGGUGAAGUGACAUUCAAGGCUUUGCUCUUCGUGCCGAACACGCAACCGACUGAGAACUUCAACAAAUACGGCACUGCCACUGACAACAUCAAGCUCUACGUCCGUCGCGUCUUCAUUACUGACGACUUUAAGGACAUGAUGCCCAACUACCUGUCCUUCAUUCGCGGCGUCGUAGACUCAGACGACCUGCCUCUGAACGUCUCACGCGAGACCCUGCAGCAGCACAAGCUCCUCAAGGUUAUCAAGAAGAAGCUCGUCCGCAAGGCUCUCGACAUGUUCAAGAAACUAGAUGAAGACGACUUCGAAAAGUUCUACAAGGAAUACUCUACCAACCUGAAACUCGGUAUUCUUGAAGAUACAAGCAACCGAAACCGUCUUGCUAAGUUGCUGCGAUUCGGCAGUUCAUCCACGAAAGGUGACAAGAAGACCAGUCUUGCUGACUAUGUGGCCAGAAUGAAGGAGAAUCAAGAAAGUAUUUACUACAUGGCUGGUGCUUCCAAGGAGGAGGUGGCCACUUCUCCAUUUGUUGAACGCCUCCUGAAGAAAGGUCUUGAAGUUCUCUAUCUGGUCGAAGCCAUUGACGAGUACGCCAUCAACGCCCUGCCCGAGUUUGAAGGCAAGAAGUUCCAGAAUGUGGCCAAAGAAGGCCUCACACUCUCCAGCAGCGAGGCUGCCAAGGAGAGAACUGAAGAGCUCAAGAAGCAGUUCGAGCCUCUCACCACAUGGCUUGCUGAAGAAGCUCUUAAAGAUCAGGUUAGCAAAUGCGAAGUGAGCGAACGCUUGACGACAUCACCGUGCGCUUUGGUUGCUUCAUCGUUCGGUUGGACUGGCAACAUGGAACGCCUCCACAUCUCAAAUGCUCAUCAAAAAUCAGAAGAUGUCACCAGGCAGUAUUACCUGAACCAGAAGAAAACUCUAGAAAUCAACCCUCGUCAUCCUAUCAUGAAGGAGCUCUUAAAACGUGUUCAUGAUGGCGCCACUGACGAGUCUACAGUCGACAUCGCCAAGAUGAUGUUCAGAACAGCAACUCUUCGGUCUGGCUUCAUGCUGAAAGACACAGUUGAAUUCGCUGCAUCCGUAGAAGAAAUGCUCCGCACAACCCUCGGCAUUGCUGCUGAUGAGCCCAUAGAGGAGGAACCUGAGUUGCCUGAGGAUGAGGGGCAGGAAGAAGCGCUUGAUGCCGACGAGGAGCCUAGCACCGACGACGCUGAAGAGACCGAGGAAAUGCACGAUGAGUUGUAGGCGCCGCGACCGUCAGGGUGGCAUCUCUAGUCCGUGACAUUGACUAUACGCUGGAGCUGGCUGCCUCGUGUAGAUAAUAGAUUUUCAUACGGCAUUAAAUCUCAUGUAAACGAAAUGUUUUACAGCGAAGAAUUCGGUUGAGAAUGUGUACACUAUUUGCCCUUUUUUGAGGGCGUUCUGUCGUCAAGCUAACUGAUAUUGUGAAUAUUCGUAAGGUGACAUCGCACCGACCCAAGCUUGAGGAUAAUUUUAGGUACUUACUGCCCAAGUUAGUUCUGAUGAAUUAAAGUUUAUGUGCUUUGCGUUAGGAGCGGAAGAAAUAUUCUGACAUCUCCACGUGACCAUCAGUAGCGUCAUCGGUAGUGUAUAUGUAUUCGUUCAUUAUGAAUCAUUUAGCGUUAGUGAUGCUCUAGAUCAAAUCGUUGCAUCUCAUUCCAUUUCCUUGCCUUUAAGGCGCGAGUGUUGUGAGAGACGUUGAAUGCAGCUGUGUUACAUAUUUCGGAACUUGCGAGCGUAAAUGUCAUGUUGAAACUUGACUUCACUGGAUGUUGAUUUCAUUACGUAUAUUUCGUUCUUGGAGUAGUAACAUUUCUUGCGUGGUGCUCACAUCCUCAACAUGCUAUUUAAAGAGGUGCAAUCAAAAAUUUAUUAAUUAUUACUAUUUAUUCGCUCAUUGUUUCAUCUAAUGAUGGAGUGUGUAAGAAAUUAUGUCAUCGAAAGUGAGUUGUUUAUCUGUUUGGGUUAUUCAUGUUAAGGUCUUGUCUGAGUGUUAGAAGUUUAUCCAUUUCUCCUUGAAUGAAUAAACGCGACUAAAAUAACUUGAGAUUUGCUGUGCUGAUUCUUCGUUUCUACUACACGUGUUAGACUAUCGUUUAAUUCACUGUAUGACUGCUGCCUUUCAAGCGUGUACGAGUAAACCUUAUUUAAUUACAAAACAGAUCAAAACUUC
This is a messenger RNA of Hyalella azteca, 3472 nucleotides long. RefSeq names its product endoplasmin (gene Gp93). The record is from RefSeq and is a predicted model, not a curated record. Lineage: Eukaryota; Metazoa; Arthropoda; Malacostraca; Amphipoda; Hyalellidae. The coding region runs from base 121 to 2523 and encodes 800 amino acids. The transcript is spliced from 14 exons. Gene Ontology annotation, biological process: protein folding. Gene Ontology annotation, molecular function: ATP hydrolysis activity; ATP binding; ATP-dependent protein folding chaperone.